AUGAGACUGAUCAUCCUUCUGUGCCUGCUCGGCCUCUUGUCAAAGACGGAGGCCCAGCUACCCGUGGAUUGUAUUACUAGCAAUACAAACAGAGCUCCAGAAAACUCUGACAUCAAGGUUACCUGUGGCACUGAGUUCAUGGACCUGGCCAUCUACAUUUGCCCCAUUUACCAAGCUCUUUACAAUGAGUCUCUGAUGGCCCUCAAUAGUCAGCAUGACACACCUGAAUGUCAUGGCACUGCUGACUGGAGCGUUGACCCACCAGUCUUACGAUUCAAAUUCCCUUUAAACACAAGUGCUGUCUCGGCAUGCGGCAAUAACUUCAUGGUUACCACUCAAACAGGGACUGGAGAGUUCGCAGACUUCUCAAAUGUCCAGGUUGCUAAUAUUUCUGGAACGGUUACCUCUACAGACCCCGUUGAGGGCCCGAUCACCUAUCGUGAGCAGAUCCUGUACAUGUUCUCCUGCAUUUACCCCAUGCAGUAUCUCCUGAACAACACUGAACUGGCUGUAUCUGGAGUGAGUCUUGCCAUAAAUGAGAACAAUGGCAGCUUCGUCAGCACACUGAAUAUGGAGCUGUAUGAGAAUGAGCAGCACACAGACAUAAUGACCUUCCCACAAUCUGGGAUAAAGCUGAAGACCAAAAUUUAUGUUGCAGUUACAGCUACUAAUCUCACAGAUAGGUUCAAUGUGUUGCUGGAUAGAUGCUACGCAACAACAACACCAAUUCCCAAUUUUGUCACAUUCUAUGACCUCUUUGUAGGGUGUGACCGUGAUGAACAAACUCAGGUGACGCUCAAUGGGGUGUCGCAGACUGCAUACUUCUCCUUUGAGGCUUUUAGAUUUGUUGAGCACAAAAAUCAAACAGUUUCCACUUUCUACCUGCACUGUGUCACCAGACUCUGUGAGGUGUCCAGCUGUAGCGCAUUAUUGCCAGUCUGUACAAAUACUGGAAAAAGGAGAAAAAGAGAGGCUGAGGAUGUGUUAGGCAAUGCUACAGUCACCUCACACGUCAUUGUUGUUGGCAGGAAUACCAAUGGAGAUGCCCAAACUUUCUCUGUUCCUUACGGUACAUCAACUGAGAGCAACUACAGCAGCCCCGUGGUGGCUGUAAUUGUCUGCAUCGUCAUCCUAACUAUUCUCCUUGUUGCCAUGGCUGCCUACUUUGCGUUUUACAUCAAGAGAAAACCAAUCAUUCAGUAACAUCUCAUGACUAAAUGUGAAGUCUCUUCACCCAUCUUCAAGUGUAAUUAUUCAUCAUCUCCCAAAGGAUGGCCAUUAUGUGUGCAAGGAUAGUAAAUGACGUCACCAGAAAACCAUUCUAGAUAUAUUGCAAUACUACUAUUUAGCUUUUCCAUUUUCCAUACAUCAUUAUGUAGCCAUCUGUUCUAUAGGCUUACAAUUGUAUAACAAAUAUGAUUGAUAUAUUUUAUAAAUGUGGAGACGAGGGCACUUAAGCUGUAAAAUAUGUGUGCAUGAAGUGUUAUGUUGGUUGUUUGGUGAGUCAUAUUGCAGUAUUUAAUAUAUGGUGCAAUCUCUUGUAUUCACUUAGAAAUUGUGUACGUUUAAAACAUUUA
This is a messenger RNA of Labrus bergylta (ballan wrasse), 1577 nucleotides long. Its product is annotated as zona pellucida-like domain-containing protein 1. Gene Ontology annotation, cellular component: cell surface. The record is from RefSeq and is a predicted model, not a curated record. Lineage: Eukaryota; Metazoa; Chordata; Actinopteri; Labriformes; Labridae.